AUUUAUUUUCAGUUUUAACAAUGAGGUGAUUUAAAGUCACAUGGAUCAAGUUAAUCAGAAUGUCUCUGAAGUUUUACAUUGUAUUAGUUUGUACUUAUCCAGUGAAUACUGCCAUUGAGACUUGGAUUCAUGAACUGGCUUCUUUUAUUUAGGGGAUUGGAAAGUACAACUAUUCAGAAAAUGAGUGUUAUGAAGGAGAAUGGAGCAGGGACCAGAGAAGUGGAUGGGGUAGAAUGUACUUCCGAGAUGGCAGCAUUUAUGAAGGAGAAUGGCUGAAGGAUAAACAAGAUGGUCAAGGAAUGCAUCUAUUAAAAAAUGAAAACUACUACGAAGGUUAUUGGAAAGGAGGAAAAAAGCAUGGCCCUGGCAAGUUUUUCUACUUUGACAAAGGCCAGGUGUAUGAAGGAAUAUGGGUGGAGGACAUCCCCAAGUGUGGAACCAUCAGAGACUUUCAGCGACAUGUGGCCACUGAUCCACCCCAGUACCCAGUACCACAGGUGUAUCUGGCAGAUACGUGUGCUGUUUUAAAGGAGGCACAAUCAACAUUUUUCCCAGGCUCAAGCUAAAUGCAGCUGGAGGACACCCUUAAUCUUUGUUCCCUGUUUUGAGCCUAGACGGCUGUUGUUAGGCCUGUCACAUGCCUCUCUUUCUUUUUCCCGUCUCUCACAGUUCUUCUUCAAGCCAGACAUUGGGUAUGUUCUGCAUUUUUCUUGUUUUUGAGUUUCAAGAAAAUCUCUUUCUUUUUAGGAGUAUGUCUCCCUAGGGGCAUAUUUCAUUUUCUUAGUCUGUCUUCUGUGGAUUAUUUAAUAAAGUGGGAUAUCUCCUGGCUCAUU
Messenger RNA from Erpetoichthys calabaricus (reedfish), 833 nucleotides. RefSeq names its product MORN repeat-containing protein 3-like. The coding region runs from base 234 to 566 and encodes 110 amino acids. The record is from RefSeq and is a predicted model, not a curated record. The transcript is spliced from 3 exons. NCBI's taxonomy places the organism in Eukaryota, Metazoa, Chordata, Cladistia, Polypteriformes, Polypteridae.